AUGAAAGGAAUAGUUUCCCAGUCCGUCAAAGAGGUCCUGCAAUCGCUCGUGGACGACGGACUUGUCUCCAGUGACAAAGUCGGCUCUUCUAACUUCUUCUGGAGCUUUCCCUCUCAACGAGGAACCGUGAUGCAAAAUCGGCUGGACACAGUGAAAGAGACCCGAGUCUCCCACCAGAAGCAGCUCUCCGAGCUCCGAGCUAACAUCGACGCUGAGCGCGCAGCUCGUCCCGAAAGCGACGCCCGCGUGGCUUCCCUGCGAAAGCUCGCCAACCUAAAGAAAGAACUCCAGUCUCUCGAGAACGAGCUCGCGCAGUACGGCGCAUGCGAUCCAGUCAAAGUCGAGGAGAAGAAGCGAGCAUUGGUCUUAGCCAAGGAGGCAGCCGUACGGUGGACUGACAACUACGCCAUGCUGCUUUCCUACUUUUGCAGACAGAACGGCGUCGACCCGGCCGAUAUCCGCAAGUACCUCGAUAUCGACGAAGACUACGAGGAUAUUGCUUGA
Messenger RNA from Gloeophyllum trabeum ATCC 11539, 504 nucleotides. Its product is annotated as meiotic nuclear division protein 1. The transcript is spliced from 6 exons. Gene Ontology annotation, biological process: reciprocal meiotic recombination. The coding region runs from base 1 to 504 and encodes 167 amino acids. Gene Ontology annotation, molecular function: double-stranded DNA binding. The record is from RefSeq and is a predicted model, not a curated record. NCBI's taxonomy places the organism in Eukaryota, Fungi, Basidiomycota, Agaricomycetes, Gloeophyllales, Gloeophyllaceae.